AUGAUGGAUAUCUAUCAAAUUGGUGACUUAUUUUGUAAAUGCAAAUGCAGUCAUGAAGUAGAAUCGCGAAUGACUGGUAUUAAAGAAAACAUUUUGGAAGCACAUUUGGAAGUCAAAAAUCAUCUGAUCCGAAAUUUAGAAGAUAUUAUUGAUGAACAAGAGGCACGAAUCCAAAAUAUGGAUGAUUUUAUUAACGGCCGCAUCAAAUCACUUAGUGUGCGCAAUAAUAUUCUCAAAGGUAUCUCCCUAUUAUCACUCGAAUUUGGUACUUUAAGCAAUGAAAAUUUAGCACUUAAAGAAGCUCUGGUUCAUGCUCAACGUUCAGUACGGUUAUUGCAGCUGAAACUAGAAAAUUGUUCCAUUUCAGAGGGUGAAUUGGUGAAAAUAUCCAAAGAUAUGCAAGAAGAAACACGUAAUGAUAUACUAAUAGUGCAAAAAAAUCUUGUGACAAGAAUUGAUUCAUUCAUGAAAUCUCUAGUGAAACGAUACCAACGUGAAGUUGACGCCCGAAAGCGCUUGCAUAAUCAAUUGGUGGAAUUGAAUGGUAAUAUUCGCGUAUUUUGCCGUAUACGACCAUCUAUUGGAACGUGUGAAAAAUCACUUCUAAUUGAUCCAUACAAUAACAGCUCAAUUACUGUGAAUGGAAUAAACGGAGAAAGACGGAAAUUCAGUUUUGAUCGAAAUUUUGAUGAAAAUCACUCGCAAGCUGAAAUUUUUGAAGAAAUUAUUCCGAUCAUUAAAAGUUGCAUGGAUGGUUACAAUGUUUGCAUAUUUGCAUAUGGCCAUACAGGAAGUGGUAAAACAUAUACAAUGGAGGGACCUGGUGAUGAUCCUGGUAUUUACAAACGAUCACUGAUUUAUCUUUUUCAGUUGGCUAAGGAAAGACGCAGUGAUUUCGAUUACACAAUUUUUAUAUCAAUGCUUGAGAUAUAUAAUGAGAAAAUCAGGGAUUUGCUAUCAAAAAACAAAAGUAAUUUGUCAAUCAAAAUCGGUGAUAGUGGUGCACUGGAAAUUCCAGGUUUACUAGUAACUAAAAUUAAGACGUUAGAGGAAGUUCAAGAAGUACUGGAACGUGGAAGACACAACCGAGCUUGCGCGAAAACUGAUCUGAAUGAUCAAUCCAGUCGUUCACACGUAAUUGUUCGUAUUCAAAUUAAAGCUGUAAAUCGUACAACAAAUACAAUCUCUGAAAGUCGAUUGAAUUUAGUUGAUCUGGCAGGUUCUGAACGAGUAAGCCAAUCUGGUGCAACAGGUCAACAGCUGAAGGAAGCACAGUGCAUCAAUAGGUCAUUAUCGGAAUUGGGUAAUGUUGUAACUGCUCUGCGAGAACGUCAACAGCACAUCCCAUUCAGGAAUUCACAGUUGACUCGUUUAUUAGAAGACUGCUUAAAUGGAGACAGCAAAACGUUGGUAGUCGUACAAUUAGCGCCUGAAGCUGCUACCAUUCAAGAAACUGUAAGUAGUCUUAAUUUUGCAAAUAAAGUAAGUAGAGUCCAAACAAGAAAAGCUAAUGGCAAAAAUCUGCAAGUGUGCUAUGGAUCCUUAUCAGUUUCAUCCGGUAACUCAAGGUAUUGCCUUUAA
Thelazia callipaeda (thelaziosis nematode) is the source of this 1581-nucleotide messenger RNA. NCBI's taxonomy places the organism in Eukaryota, Metazoa, Nematoda, Chromadorea, Rhabditida, Thelaziidae. The record is from the annotation of a GenBank genome assembly.